Messenger RNA from Chelonoidis abingdonii (Abingdon island giant tortoise), 2049 nucleotides. The record is from RefSeq and is a predicted model, not a curated record. Lineage: Eukaryota; Metazoa; Chordata; Testudines; Testudinidae.
AUGGCUUGCAUUAAAAGAUUUCUUUCUUCUCUUACAGUAGAUGCCACUACUCAGGUACCCACUAAUACGACAGGAACUAACUCUUCCACAGCUCCCCUGAUGACAACAAAAUUACCCGUUACGACAGCACCCCCAGCUACAACAGAAGCACCUCUGCCCUGUGCAAAUAAACCAUGCAAUGGCAGUGCUAAGUGUAUUAACCUAUAUCAAGAUUAUACGUGCCAGUGCCCAUACGGAUACUACUACACAACAUCAGGAUGUCAGGAAGGAAAAGUAUUCCCUGGACAGUUUACAGUGAAUGUAACGUAUUCCGACAGGAUGGCAAAUGAAAGCUCUUCAGAGUAUGAUAAAUUAUACAAGAUCGUCACAGAUUUUUUCAAAACAACUUUCAAAUCUCAGACAGACUAUGAAGAGACGAUAAUUGUGAAUAUAAAACAAAGUUCAGCAAAAUCUAAAAUACAGAAUAAAGCGGGGACCAGUGGAACUAGUGUGACAGUAAGGAACAUGUUUAAAGUGACCACACAAUUAAACUCUAGCGAAGUUACUAAACUCAUAGAAGAUGCAAUGAAAGUCGAUUCCAAUUUCAAUAGUGAUAGCUAUGAAGCACUUUCACAAUGUGCCAUUUAUGGCUGUGAUGAGGCAACUACUACUUGCCAGGACACUGAUGGAGUAACGUGUGAAUGUAAAUCAGGAUUUUCUAAGAAGGACCCAGAAGACAAAAGCUGUUCAGGUUGUGAUAACACAUGUUCUGAAGAAAAGCACAUGCAUUGUGUUAUAGAUAGUAACAAUGUCCCAGUUUGCCAGUGUCUUCCUAAUUUCCAAAAAAAAGAUGGAAACUGCGUGGAGUGUGAUGUGGGCUACUCUGGAGUAAACUGUAGCAACAAUUCCUUGUUGAUCCUUAUCAUUGUGGCUGCCCUGUGUGGGGCUCUUAUCCUGGGCUUAAUUGUAGGACUCAUUUUCACUUCACUGAGAGCAAAUAAAAGGCAAAGAAAUCCAGAGAAGAGGCAUUUGCUGACAGAGGACUAUUUAAAUAAAAGAGACACACUUGAACAUGUUUCUGCCAUCAACUCUGCUGCAAAUGACAAAAUCUUUCCCAUAAUCCGGACUAGCAAUGCUGCUCAAGUGAACCGAGGGUUUGAGAUGAGCAGCCCUUAUGAGAUGACACCACCAACGAGACUUCCUGAGAGGGAUUAUGAUGAGGAGGAGUAUGAAAUAUCACCAAAGGGGGAUGGCUUCAGACUGCAGCGUAGAUACUGACUUUAAGCAGAACAAAAGAUCGGCAGCUUGAAGAGAUAUGACAGCCAUGACAACAGACCACGGUAGAUGGGUUCUGUGAUUUCAUAAUCUGGCAGAGGAUUUCGGUUGGGUGGCAAUUAGAAUGCUUAAAAUGACUACAAAUUCCGCAGACGACUUUUUAAAUGAAGACAACAAUCUGAAGGAGACCGCUGUGUAACUAAUCUGCUUAAAAUAAGUGAAAAUUAAAAUGGGGACGAGAUGUAUUUAAGGAUCCUAUGGGCUUGUCCAUCACAGAUUUUGUCUGCACAAGGUUUUUUCAGGAAGCCUGCCACCAAUGCAGCUCUAGCAGUGGCAGCAGUGGUGGGAGAGCUAGCAUGUACAGGGCACCAGCAUUUUAACCACCGUUUUUGUCUAACCCUGUUCAGAGAAGGUCCAGAUGAUGACAGCCAUCUGAGCUGGACUGCACCACAACUCUUGCCAUUGCUACCAUGGGCAAAGAUGUGUUAACAUCAUGGAAAACUGCCACACACAAAAAGUAGUGUAAGUCCACGGAGCAGUUUCCCAGAUUUCAUGCUGCUUUGGGUUCCAAAUAGGUAGCGCUGUGUUGGGAACAGUCUAACUGACGAGCUCCAUUCUCAGCUGGAGCCCCCAAGUGUUACUAUAAAACAAACAAUAAAAGAUCUGGUUUCAGCUUCCAGCUCUUGCUUGCCACAGCCCCUUCAGUUCCGUGAGACCCAGAUCGAGGCCAGAGUCUGGUGUCCAGAGCAAGGGCUUUAGUUUGAAUCCAUUUACACUUCCCUACCUCUUACAAUG